This is a messenger RNA of Dictyostelium purpureum, 920 nucleotides long. RefSeq lists its product as uncharacterized. Lineage: Eukaryota; Evosea; Eumycetozoa; Dictyosteliales; Dictyosteliaceae. The record is from RefSeq and is a predicted model, not a curated record. Bases 1 to 882 code for a protein of 293 amino acids. The transcript has a single exon.
AUGAAAUUAUUACUUGUAUUAAUUUUAAUAGUUUCUGUCACUAUUAAUGGUAGUUAUGGUUACGAAGUAAUAGAAAAGAUUUAUAAUAGUGAAAAAAAUAAGCAAUGCAAUGGCCAACCUGACAAAAUCAAUACCCAUUCAAGAUGCUCACCCAAUAUUUUAACAAGUUCAUCAACAGAUUCUUCUAAAAAAGUAAUUUAUCAAACACCAAUUAAAAGCAAAAUAGAUUGUGCUCGUACAGAUUUGCCACUAUUAUGGACCAAUUCAUUAGAUGAAUGUAUAGUUGAGGAACAUGCUUCUUUUAUAUUUCAUUUAAAUGAAUUCAAAAAUGUCACAAUUCCAAACUAUAAAGGAUUUUGCAAUACUAUCGUAUUUUUUGAAGAGGAUGAACAAUUAGAAAAAGUUGAAAGUGAAAAUAAAUCAAUUGAUAAUGAAAAAAUAGAAAAAAGUGAAGAAACUGAAGAUGAUGAAUGUGUUGACCAAGAUGAAGAUAGUAAAAAAGAAAAGAAAUCUAAAAAGCAUCACCAUAAAGAUAAAAAAGAUAAAAAAAAUAAAAAAGAUAAAAAAAAUUGUAUUAAAAAAGAAAAGAACACCAAAUCAAAAUCAAAGACAAAAUCAAAAUCAAAAUCAAAAUCAAAUAAAAAAGAAAAACAAUCAAAUGAAAAGGAUUGUGAAAAUAUUAAAAUUGUUUCAUAUAGAGAUGGUGUCUGUUUAAGUGAAAACAAAGUCCUAUAUCAAUAUAAAUGUAUGAAGGAUGGCAUUGUAGCUCAAUACAAAUGUUCAAAUUGUGAUGAAGAUACCACUAAAAGAGAAUGUGAAUUUGUUAAAAAUUUACCAAACCCAAAAUUAGUUUGUAAAAAUUUAAAAAAAAGUAAAAAAUAAAUAAAGAUUAUAAAAAAAUAUUUUAUUUUUUAAAUAAC